Messenger RNA from Coregonus clupeaformis (lake whitefish), 4387 nucleotides. RefSeq names its product rab11 family-interacting protein 4A-like. NCBI's taxonomy places the organism in Eukaryota, Metazoa, Chordata, Actinopteri, Salmoniformes, Salmonidae. Gene Ontology annotation, cellular component: cleavage furrow; endocytic vesicle; midbody. The coding region runs from base 743 to 2326 and encodes 527 amino acids. Gene Ontology annotation, biological process: regulation of cytokinesis; endocytic recycling. Gene Ontology annotation, molecular function: calcium ion binding. The record is from RefSeq and is a predicted model, not a curated record. The transcript is spliced from 13 exons.
AUUCAAACCAGCAAGCUGCAGUGACAGUGUGUGUUAACUGUUCUGUUGAGGGUACAGUCCUGGAGCGUUGGUGUAGUGUGUUAACUGUUCUGUUGACGGUACAGUCCUGGAGCGCUGGUGUAGUGUGUUAACUGUCCUGUUGACGGUACAGUCCUGGAGCGCUGGUGUAGUGUGUUAACUGUUCUGUUGACGGUACAGUCCUGGAGCCCUGGUGUAGUGUGUUAACUGUUCUGUUGACGGUACAGUCCUGGAGCGCUGGUGUAGUGUGUUAACUGUCCUGUUGACGGUACAGUCCUGGAGCGCUGGUGUAGUGUGUUAACUGUCCUGUUGACGGUACAGUCCUGGAGCACUGGUGUAGUGUGUUAACUGUCCUGUUGACGGUACAGUCCUGGAGCGCUGGUGUAGUGUGUUAACUGUUCUGUUGACGGUACAGUCCUGGAGCGCUGGUGUAGUGUGUUAACUGUUCUGUUGACGGUACAGUCCUGGAGCCCUGGUGUAGUGUGUUCGUCGCUACUCUUCUUCUAUCUAAAUGUCUGUGGAUUGUAAUUGGAGGACUACUGUUUGGGCUGGAUCUAUUGGACUGUGUGUGUGUGUGUUCGGACCUGUCACACACGUGUGUGUAUGAACGAUCUCUAUUGUGACUGAACAACACACGGGUAGACAGUCAUUGUUAGGAGGCUCUACACGCGUGUGGAUUACCGCUUGUUUGGAAUACGUAUCUGGGCAGUGUGUGGGUGUGUAAAUGUCUAUGGCAGUGGAAUCAGGAAUGGACAGCACACUUUGGAGGAGAGGAGGAGAGAGUCCCCCUGCAAUGGACUGCACGAACGUCUUGGCCCGACUCGGCCCUCCCAUCAUCAUGUGUACCCGUCCAUACCCGGACUGCAGUGUGGAGCAGGGGGAGUGUUGUGACAUGGACAGCACCAAUGAGAGCGGGGUGGGCUCUGACACCUCUGACGGGGGGCGGGGCAACGAGAAGGAGGAGGGUCUAGGAGGACUGUUCAACAAUUCUGGCCAGCUGAUUGGCUCGGCUUCUGCGUCCGUCAUCUCGGGGGAGGAGCAGUUUGAGGACUACGGAGAGGGGGAGGACGUGGACUACACUCCCAGCAGCCCUUGCCCCGACGAUGACACGCACACCAACGGCUUCUCAGACCUCAGCUCCUCUCUGCCCUCCAGUGCUGGUCAGACCCCUCUGAAAGUGUGUCACCUGUACAACAGUGAUGUGUUGGACGUCUAUUGUUCUCAGUGCUAUAAGAAGGUUAACCUGCUCAACGACCUGGAGGCCAGGCUCAACAACCUCAAAGCCAACAGCCCCAACAGAAAGAUAUCCAGCACUGCCUUUGGACGUCAGUUGUUCCAGCACAACCACAGUGCGUUUAGCAGCAGUCAGGGAAGCACAGAGGACCUGUUCAGAGACUCCAUCGACUCUUGUGAUGUGGACAUUACUGAGAAGGUGAGUUACCUGGAGAAGAAGGUGACAGAGCUGGAGAAUGACAAUCUGGCUAAUGGAAACCUCAAGUCUAAACUCAAACAGGGCAACACACAGCUAGUACACAGGGUUCAUGAGUUGGAGGAGCAGCUGAAGGAUCAGGAGAGCAGAGCCGAACAGACCCUAGAGGAAGAGGCACAUAGACACAGAGAGACCUACUGCAAGAUGGAGAGAGACAAGAACACUGACAUAGAGAUGCUCAGUAACAGAGUCCAGCAGCUGGAGGAGGAGAAUGGAGAGAUGAAACUGAAUGUGUGUAAACUGAAGUCUCAGACUGAGAAACUAGACCAGGAGAAGCAGCGUAUGACAGACAGGUUAGAGGACACCAGUCUGAGGCUGAAAGAUGAGAUGGACCUCUACAGGAAGAUGAUGGACAAGCUGUGGCAGAACAGACAUGAAUUCCAGAAGGAGAGAGAGGCCAUGCAAGAGUUGAUUGAGGACCUGCGUCGGGAGUUGGAGUACCUGCAGCUGUUUAAGCUGGGUUCAGAGAAGGGGCAGGGGGCGGGGCUAUCAGAAUACAACGCCAAGACACGGGAGAUAGAGAUGGAGCAUGAGGUCAAGAGACUCAAACAGGAAAACUUUAAGCUGCGGGACCAGAAUGAUGACCUGAACAGUCAGAUCCUCAGUCUGAGUCUGUAUGAAGCUAAGAACCUGUUUGCCUGCCACACCAAGGUCCAGUCACUGGCUGCUGAGAUAGACAAUGCUUCUAGGGAUGAGUUGGUGGAUGCUCUGAAGGAGCAGGAGUGUGUUAACUUCCGUCUAAGGCAGUACAUGGAUAAGAUCAUCCUGGCUAUUCUGGAUCACAACCCCUCUAUCCUGGAGAUUAAGAGUACCAGUUAAACACACACACUCACACACACAUGUACGCGUGUACACACACACACACACACACACACACACACACACACUUCCACGCCAGGGGAUGGGACAGAACUUAAAACAACAGACAGCUGUCUGUGUUUACAGCUGAAACUCGCUGUCUUCUCUAUCUGUCAAUCAACUGUUAGAUGUCCCGCCUCCUUUAUCUAUCCCCCAAUGGUUUACUGUUAUUAUGUUGCCAACAAAAGAAACUGUCAUAUUGAAUUAUACUAACUUGUGUGGGAGUAACUAACUGGAGAGUAGUAGUAUUAUCAUGGUGUUCACUUUAUUAUUAUGGUUAUUAUUACUAAGUUAUUUAGACACACUACCUCUGGGUUCACUAGCUCCAGUAUGACUGUAAUGAUGUAAUAAUUUAUUACUGAUUAAAACAUUUAAUAUUUGCAAACAGAGCCCCACUUCUGAUUGGCUAAAUGAGUUGUCAAUCACCUUCAAAAGUGGGUAAAGGUCAUAGGUGAGCGGAUGAGGAAGUAGCAGAUAGUGUGGGUAGGUUAAGGCAAGGAAUUUAAGAUUCCUUGGGUUAAGAUCUGAUAGCUUGGUAGAGAUGGAGUCGUUGGCCAUAUUGGGGCCGUUCUGAUGUUUGAUGGCAGGACACAGUGUCAAUCAACAGUGAGGUGUGCAACAGGGACCAAGAGUGUGUCUCAAAAGUAACAUCCUCUCCUUGUCUUCUCCUUCAUCUGCAGUGAUCUGGAGAGAUAGGAUAGGUGAAAGCUGCUCGACUGGGGAUAUUUCCUUUCACCUGUCCAGUCUUCUCUGAUCAGUGCAAAUCAAGGAAAGGAAAUCAAGGAGAGGAAGCCACUUUAGACCACUGAAACUCACCCCAAGUUUCCAUACUGAUUCGUCUGUCCCAGUUACUCUCUGGGCGGGGACGUGAAGGUUAUAACUUCUGAUUCUAUGGCCCAGUUACUCUCUGGGCGGGGACGUGAAGGUUAUAACUUCUGAUUCGUCUGUCCCAGUUACUCUCUGGGCGGGGACGUGAAGGUUAUAACUUCUGAUUCUAUGGCCCAGUUACUCUCUGGGCGGGGACGUGAAGGUUAUAACUUCUGAUUCUAUGGCCCAGUUACUCUCUGGGCGGGGACGUGAAGGUUAUAACUUCUGAUUCUAUGGCCCAGUUACUCUCUGGGCGGGGACGUGAAGAUUAUAACUUCUGCUUCUAUGGCCCAGUUACUCUCUGGGCGGGGACGUGAAGGUUAUAACUUCUGAUUCUAUGGCCCAGUUACUCUCUGGGCGGGGACGUGAAGGUUAUAACUUCUGAUUCUAUGGCCCAGUUACUCUCUGGGCGGGGACGUGAAGGUUAUAACUUCUGAUUCCUCUAUCUCAGUUACUCUCUGGACAUGAAGGUUAUAACUUGUUAUGAAGUGUCUUGACCUCUCAUAAGAAUUUAAGACAGGUGUCGUACUGGUGUCAUAGCGUUGUUUAUAGGCUUAUCGAUGCAUAGUGAGCAAAGUGUUAUCUAAACAAUGGCACCCUAUUCCCUACGUAGUGCACUACUUUAGACCAGGACCUAUAGACAAUAGGGUGCCAUUUAGGAUGCAUACACAGCGUAGCUACUACUAGUUGUAUAACCAGCUUGUUGUGCUAUAUAGUAACGUAUAACCACCGUGCACGGAGUUACGUGUCGUUGUUGAUGUAGAAGCACAAGAUGAGCGUAGCAGGGAAACUCAUUGUAUUACGUCCUCAUGUAAUUCUACACUGAAAACAUAGGGUCCUGUUCAGUAGGGAUUCAAUUGUUUUGAAACUGAAUGAAAUGGUACAAGUACUACCUGAACUUGUCCAAUAAGAACGUAUGUUUUUGUUUUCCGUUGCAAAAUGUUUUGCUACGGUGUGCCCUAUUAAACACGACCCACCCAGGACUUGAAAAAGGCUUACAAGAUGUAUCAAUGUGGUAUUUAUUUAGGGGAGAAUCCUAAAUUCCACUUAAGUCAAAUGUUCACUCAGUCAUGCCUUGAUGUCGGCAGGUAGCUUAGUGGGUAAGUGCGUUGUGCCAGUAACCGAAAGGUCGCUGGUUCUAAUCCCCGAGCCGAC